Molecule: messenger RNA, 396 nt
Organism: Venustampulla echinocandica
Lineage: Eukaryota; Fungi; Ascomycota; Leotiomycetes; Helotiales; Pleuroascaceae
Exons: 1
Coding region: 1-396 (131 amino acids)
Cellular component (GO): mitochondrion
Source: RefSeq, a predicted model, not a curated record
AUGUCGCCAACUGCUCACAUCCAGCGUCUUUCCGGCUACCUAAGAAUACCGCCUUCUCUAGAAAUUUCGCCAGAUCACCCCUUCUCUCGUCCAACCCUUCGCCAUCCAGACUUUUCGCCGAAUAAUAUAUUAAUAGGCUCCUCAAAUGACAUUGUGGGGAUUAUUGAUUGGCAGCAUGCUAUGGUUCAACCACUUUGUCUAUGUGCUGGUAUACCUCGCCACUUUCAAAACUGGGGUGAUCCGGUAUCAGAAACUCUAACAAAACCAGAAAUCGAAUUGCCAGAAAACUUUGAUAACCUAAACCAGUACGAGCAAUCCGCGGCCCAAGAGACCAUGCGAAAAGGUCUUGUCCAUUUUACUACUCUUAACCAUGAGAGUCAUGCCAGAUCAUUUUAA